Messenger RNA from Anisakis simplex (herring worm), 495 nucleotides. Lineage: Eukaryota; Metazoa; Nematoda; Chromadorea; Rhabditida; Anisakidae. The record is from the annotation of a GenBank genome assembly.
AUGAGUACCGAUAGUGCGAGCAGUACCAAUUUAAUUUUGGGUGUGGAUGACUGUGAACCGGAUUGGGUGAGGAGUAUUGAAAUGACCACUGAUUCUGCGAAUAAACGGAACGAGUCUUUCAUUAAAACAGAUGAUGCGAAUCAGUCGAAAGUAUUCCCCUUUUUUGACAACACUGAGUGCGGAGAUGCAUUGAAUCAUAGCGCAAUAACGAACGCUGGUAAAACAACACGUCCGAAGUUUGAGUUGAGCGAAGAGUUGAUGCCGAUCGAUGCCGAUAUUGACAAGUCGUUCGAAGAGAGAGCGCAGAAAUUGUUAUUGUAUUUGUUCGAACGUGAGCUGCUCGAUCCAGCUCAAUGGUGGGAUGUUAUUUGGCCGGUUAGUCGUCGUGUAUCGGAAAUGAUAAAAAUCGAUAGUGAGGGACGUAAGGAUCACAUCAACAUCCUAAAAUAUGUUCAUAUCAAAAAAUUGUGUGUUCACGAAAAACCGUCGGCAUCA